Molecule: messenger RNA, 3588 nt
Organism: Pantherophis guttatus
Lineage: Eukaryota; Metazoa; Chordata; Lepidosauria; Squamata; Colubridae
Biological process (GO): regulation of transcription by RNA polymerase II
Molecular function (GO): RNA polymerase II cis-regulatory region sequence-specific DNA binding; DNA-binding transcription factor activity
Source: RefSeq, a predicted model, not a curated record
CGGGGAGGCGGCUUCCCUUUCUGCCUCCUCCGUCCGCUGUGAGUGGGGUGCGGAGAGGCUGCCGGGGAGCCUUUGCGGAAACACCGAUCCCGACAAGGGACUCCCGAGUUGCCUGCAGAAACUAGAGUCAUCACAACAGCCUUCCUAACAACAAAAAGUACACUUAGGAGAAGAUUCUGGAUAGCUUUUGUAAUCAAUCCUGCAGCUCCAGGAAUCGUCCUAUGAAUUGAAAGGUGUUUGGAGAUCCACAUGAUUCCUCACAACUAUCUGGAAUUUCCUUACCGGACAGAGAAAGAAUGCAGAAAGAAGUGUUAGGAAGUGAGGGAACUGGAAAAGGCCCCUUAGCUGUUCACCCUGGCAGCUGUGGGUUGAUCUGGGCAAGAACUGGGCAGAAGAUCCUGGAGAAGGAAACCAUCAUCCGUUCAGAGAUUCAGACAUGCAGCUUCAGAAACAUCCAAUACCAGGAGGCGGAAGGUCCCCGAGGACUUUGCAGCCAACUCCACAACUUUUAUAAUCAAUGUCUGGGAGUACAAAACCACACUAAAACUCAAAUGUUGGAUCUGGUGGUUCUAGAGCAGCUCCUGGCCCUUCUGCCCCUGCCGAUGAAGAGCUGGGUGCGGGAGUGUGGAGCAGAGACCAGCUCCCAAGUGGUGGCCCUGGCGGAAGGCUUCCUCCUGAGUCAGAGAGAGGAGCAGAAGGAGGAAGUCGAAUUGCAGUCUUUCACUCUGCAGACCAGAGAACCUAUGAGAAAGAGGAAUCCAUCAAAUCCCCAUCAGGAGUUGUUUUCCAAGAGGGUCUAUCAUGAAUUCGCAAGUGAUGACAUCUCAGAUGGGAAGAACAAAACGAAUUUGACUCCUUUUUAUGGUGGUGCUGAAAUUCUGGUUGAAGCUCCAAAAGAAGCUCUCAUGUCCUUUAAGGAGGUGGCUGUGUAUUUCUCCGAAGAGGAGUGGUCUCAGCUGGAUGCUGACCAAAAAGCACUGUAUCGGGAAGUCAUGUUGGAAAAUCACAGGAACGUGGCCUCUUUGGGUAAUAAUGGGGAGGAAGAUGAAGAUUCCAGAGAACUAUUCGAAAUGAUCAGUCGUUCAUACAGUAUGAAGAACCCUACAAUUCUAAUAGAAAUAGAAAGCCAUGAGAGAAACCAGUCAAAUAAUUGCAAUCAGGAAAGUUCAUCUUCUGCAUCAACGAAAGCCUUCGUGACCGAACAAGGACAACUAAAAACGAAAUAUAUUGGGAAAUGUACAAAACUAUUCAUAAACAAAUUAGAUGUAAAUCAAUACUAUCAAACCGAAACCAAUGGAGAAGAUUAUAUAUGUAGAGACAAUGGAAAAAAUUACAAAUGGACGCAGUCUCUUCCUCAUAAAAAUGGGUCCUGUACAUCUCAAAAAAGAACCCACAUGGGAGAAAAGCCGCAUAAGUGCAUGCAGUGUGGAAAGAGCUUUAGUAGGAACAGUUAUCUUAAAUGUCACAAGAGGAUCCACACAGGAGAGAAACCCUAUAAAUGCAUGGAAUGUGGAAAGAGUUUCACUUAUAGAACUUCUCUUACUAAGCAUUCCCGGAUCCAUACAACAGAGAAGCCAUAUAAAUGCAUGGAGUGUGGAAAGAGCUUUAGUAGGAAGUGUUAUCUUAAAUGUCACAAGAGGAUCCACACCGGAGAGAAACCCUAUAAAUGCAUGGAAUGUGGAAAGAGUUUCAAUUAUAGAACUUCUCUCACUACGCAUUCCCGGAUCCAUACAACAGAGAAGCCAUAUAAAUGCAUGGAGUGUGGAAAGAGCUUUAUUAAGAACUGUUAUCUUAUUUAUCAUAGUAGGAUCCAUACAGGGGAGAAGCCGUAUAAAUGUAUGGAGUGUGGAAAAUGCUUUAUUGACUCUUGUCGCCUUAUUGGCCAUAAAAAGAGCCACACAGGGGAGAAAUAUAUAUGUGUUGAAUGUGGAAAGAGCUUUUCUACAAAGACGAAUCUUAAGACCCAUGAAAGGAUCCACACAGGGGAGAAGCCUUAUAAAUGCAUGGAAUGCGGAAAGAGUUUUUCUAGGAAGACGAAUCUUAAGACCCAUGAAAGAAUCCACACAGGGGAGAAGCCUUAUAAAUGCAUGGAAUGUGGAAAGAGUUUUUCCACGAAGAGGUCUCUUAAAACCCAUGAAACGAUCCACACAGGGGAGAAUCCUUAUACAUGCAUGGAAUGUGGAAAGAGUUUUUCUACAAAGAUGUAUCUUAACACCCAUGAAAAGAUCCAUACAGGGGAGAAUCCUUAUACAUGCAUGGAAUGUGGAAAGAGUUUUUCUACGAAGACGAAUCUUAAGACUCAUGAAAGGAUCCAUACAGGAGAGAAGCCCUAUAAAUGCAUGGAAUGUGGAAAGAGUUUUUCUACAAAGAGAUAUCUUAAGAUCCAUGAAAGGAUCCAUACAGGAGAGAAGCCGUAUAAAUGCAUGGAAUGUGGAAAGAGCUUUUCUCAGGGCAGUGACCUUAUUUUCCAUAAAAAGAUCCACACAGGGGAGAGGCCACAUACAUGCAUGGAGUGUGGAAAGAGCUUUAUUAAGAACUGUGAGCUUGUUUACCAUAGUAGGAUCCAUACAGGGGAGAAGCCGUAUAAAUGCAUGGAAUGUGGAAAGAGUUUUUCCACGAAGAGGUCUCUUAAAACCCAUGAAACGAUCCACAUAGGGGAGAAUCCUUAUAUAUGCAUGGAAUGUGGAAAGAGUUUUUCUAGGAAGACGAAUCUUAAGACCCAUGAAAGAAUCCACACAGGGGAGAAGCCUUAUAAAUGCAUGGAAUGUGGAAAGAGUUUUUCCACGAAGAGGUCUCUUAAAACCCAUGAAACAAUCCACACAGGGGAGAAUCCUUAUACAUGCAUGGAAUGUGGAAAGAGUUUUUCUACAAAGAUGUAUCUUAACACCCAUGAAAAGAUCCACACAGGGGAGAAUCCUUAUACAUGCAUGGAAUGUGGAAAGAGUUUUUCUGCGAAGACGAAUCUUAAGACCCAUGAAAGGAUCCAUAUAGGAGAGAAGCCCUAUAAAUGCAUGGAAUGUGGAAAGAGUUUUUCUACAAAGAGAUAUCUUAAGACCCAUGAAAGGAUCCACACAGGAGAGAAGCCCUAUAAAUGCAUGGAAUGUGGAAAGAGCUUCUCUCAGGGCAGCGGCCUUAUUUUCCAUAAAAAGAUCCACACAGGGGAGAGGCCACAUACAUGCAUGGAGUGUGGAAAGAGCUUUAUUAAGAACUGUGAGCUUGUUUACCAUAGUAGGAUCCAUACAGGGGAGAAGCCGUAUAAAUGCAUGGAGUGUGGAAAAUCCUUUACUGGCUGUAGUAAUCUUAUUACUCAUAAAAAGACCCACACAGGGGAGAAGUAUAAAUGUAUGCAAUGUGGAAAGAGGUUUUCUACAAAGACGUAUCUUAAUCACCAUAAAAGGAUCCACACGGGACAGGCGUUAUAAAUGUAUGGUGUGUGGAAAAGGUUUUAUUAUGAGCAGUAAUCUUAACUCACAUAAACGGAUCCAAACAGUAUAGAAGCAUGUGGUGGUUUAAUUAUGAAUAGUGGAUUUUGUAAUUACUGUCAUUUGAAGGUCAGCAAUGCCAUUUCAGAUAAAUUUUCUUUCUUCA